This is a messenger RNA of Lemur catta (Ring-tailed lemur), 1667 nucleotides long. Its product is annotated as translation initiation factor IF-2-like. Lineage: Eukaryota; Metazoa; Chordata; Mammalia; Primates; Lemuridae. The record is from RefSeq and is a predicted model, not a curated record. The transcript has 2 exons. Bases 20 to 451 code for a protein of 143 amino acids.
UCGCUGCUACCUCAAACCCAUGCCCCAAGCCAGUGUCUCCACAAAGCUAAUUUCUGAAACAAACAAAGAAAAUCAAGUCUGCGAGGGGUUUGCUCCCCUCUGCUGUGGACUUGGGUAUCCAGGCUGGCGGGAGCCGCGCGGCCAACAGGUCGGGGCGCCCAGCUUCGCCCUCGCCUUCCCCGCCCCGCCAGCCCCCGCUCCAGCUGCGCCAGAAAGUGCGAGCCCCGGUCCUUUCGCUUCUCGCCUGCUGCGCCCCGAGCCCCAGGACCCCCGCGUCCGCACACUACGGGCGCCACCGCUCCCCCACCUCUGCCCUGUCAGAUGUCAGGCGCGGAGGUGCUAUGGGCACCGAGGUGCUGGCAAAACCAAACAAGUGUCGCCCCGGACGCCUGCCCCCACUCUGAGAGAGCGGGCGGGACGGCCACAGAUCUUUAGAUGGUGGACUCUCUGACUUGGCGAUGUCACCUGCUGGGAUUGUUACCAUCUGGGCUUUGAAGACAACACCUGGGUUCAAACUCCGGUUCUGUCACUUAGCUGUGGGACCUUGAGCAAAUUACUUCAACUCACUGAGCCUCAGUUUCUCCAGCUGCCACAAAAAUCUGAUAACAUAGAGUGUUGUGAAGAUUGAAGGAGAUACUAUGUGUAAUGCUACAACGCACCUGGCGUAAAGUUUGUAUUCUAGAGGUCACUUGAAAGAUCAAAUGUAUUAGUUUGAAUGACUUUUGCCUUCUCCAUUGCAUCUGGAGAUAACUAAUCAGCUGUGAACUGUUCUACCAGGGGAAAUGGCUCACCUUUGGCCCAAGGUUUGUAUUUCUUAUCCCAAAUUGUGCAGUAGGCAACAGGUUUCAUUAUUCAUCUCUGAAGUCUCACAAAAGGAUGUCAGAUUCUAUUUACAUAGUUUGGAUGGUAAUAUUUGCCUUCACAGAGCUUUAGUUAGUUGGAGAAAGUAAAGCAUGCCCCUGUGAAAUAGAUUAUUUUUAGUGUUCCGUAUUGACAGAUGAAGGGACAGAGGGCCACUUGCUGGGAAGGCACCACCCCUGUGCUGUACAAAAGUAGAAAAAGACUGAGACUCAUUUUUUUUCCUACUGGGUCCUGAGCCCAGAAGAAGGAUAAGAGGGCCAACAAACACGCUUGCUGAACAGAGGUGUGAUAACAGGGGAGGCCCAGCCCGUCAGUAGGAGAUGGACCAUAACUUUGAAGCCCAUUAUUUUGAAGAACAAACAGAGAGCUCCAGGUUCAGAACUAAAAUCUGAAAGCUAAUUGAGCAUGUGGAUCAUUAAAGCUAUAACCAAUGGAGAAAACUCAGCAGGCAUGAUGGUUCACUAGCAUCCUUCCUAGAUUUGGAGGCCUGAAGGCUGGCUGCUCCUUCUAAAAAUGUUUAAUAUCAAUAAAUUAGCAGGAGAUGGCUGAAGCAAAAUUGCUAACACCCUCCUCAGUAGGCUCAGGGACUUGUUUGUGGACCUUGAAAUCAAACAAUGAGAAAAUUAGUUCAUCUAUUUUAUUCAUUCAUGUAUGGUCUUCAUUCUAGGGAAUUUCUGUUUUCUAGUGGAAAAGGAAAUACUGAUGCUACAAAGAGCUUAGAUCUGUUUGAAAUGUAGAAUUCUUUUAGACAUUUCUACCUUUUCUUCAAAUAUUAAAAGUCUUAUGAGAUAAAAAAGAGUCUUAUG